Epinephelus fuscoguttatus (brown-marbled grouper) is the source of this 9836-nucleotide messenger RNA. RefSeq names its product CREB regulated transcription coactivator 1a (gene crtc1a). Gene Ontology annotation, cellular component: nucleus; cytoplasm. Bases 25 to 1764 code for a protein of 579 amino acids. The record is from RefSeq and is a predicted model, not a curated record. Gene Ontology annotation, biological process: protein homotetramerization; positive regulation of transcription by RNA polymerase II. Lineage: Eukaryota; Metazoa; Chordata; Actinopteri; Perciformes; Serranidae. Gene Ontology annotation, molecular function: cAMP response element binding protein binding. The transcript has 15 exons.
GAAAACGGAGCAGAAGAGCGAAACAUGGCGACUUCGAACAAUCCGCGGAAAUUCAGCGAGAAAAUCGCUUUGCAUAACCAGAAGCAGGCGGAGGAGACGGCGGCGUUUGAAGAAGUGAUGAAAGACCUCAGCAUCACGCGGGCAGCGAGGUUACAGUUGCAGAAAACUCAAUACUUGCAGCUGGGACCAAACCGUGGGCAGUACUAUGGAGGAUCUUUGCCAAACGUCAAUCAGCUUGGAAGCAGCAGUAUGGAUAUGUCUUUUCAGACUUCAGGGCUGGACACGAACAGAUCGACGCGACACCACGGGCUGGUGGACCGAGUCUACCGGGACCGGAGCCGCAUCACAUCACCCCACCAAAAACCCCUGGACAAACAUGGACGCCAGAUUGACAGUUGCCCAUAUGGUUCAGUAUAUCUGUCACCACCACCUGAUACCAGUUGGAGGAGGACAAACUCUGACUCAGCACUGCACCAGAGCACAUUAACUCCUGCCCAGCAGGCCUCUUUCACUGGAGGAUCACAGGAGCUCCAGCCAAAAAGAGUUCUCCUUCUCACUGUACCAGGGGCUGAAGCAAUCAAACAAGAGGAUGAUGAAGAUCAGAACUGGGAGUGCAAAAAGAACUUUUCAAGGUCCAAGCCCUGCAAAGUUCCAGGGAUUCACAUAUUCCCGUCUCCGGACCAGCAGUUGACACCUUUAUUAAAACCAGCAGCCCACAACACUGGCGGUUCUCUUCCCGACCUGACCAACAUCCAGUUUCCUCCUCCGCUGCCCACCCCGCUCGACACAGAUGAUGCGACCGCCUCGUUCAGCGCCUCCAACAGCACACAGAAUCUGGCCAGCACGCAAGGAGUGAACACCUCUCAGCCCACAGUAACCAUGGAAAUGCAGCCUGGGCAGGACAACAUGGUUCCUCUCAUCCUGAAUGCAGGAGACUCCCACCAGCACCAGAACCUGCAGCUCUCCCCGACAUCUCCACCUCUCACUCUCUCUCAGGCGGCCAUCAAUGCCAUGAACCUUGAGCAGCAGCUGUCUCAGUACGCCUUCUUCAACCAGCAGCCGUCAUCGCAGACCCACCAGAGCCAGCAACAGACAGGUCUGGUCCAGCUGCCGUCCUCUGUGAACUCCUGCUCCACGUCAGACAACCAGACAUCCUCACAAAACAACAUGACCAUGGACAUGAACACGGCCUCCUCCCUCCAACAGUACCGCAGUAGGGUCGGAUCCUCUGCCAAUCAGUCUCCAACCUCCCCCGUCUCCAAUCAAGGCUUCUCACCUGGAGGCUCGCCUCAACAUAACUCCAUACUGGGCAGCGUAUUUGCAGACUUCUACGACCAGCAGCUCCCGUCCAUUCAGGCCAGUGCUCUCUCACAACAGUUGGAGCAGUUCAACAUGAUUGAAACUCCCAUCAGCUCUGACAGCCUCUAUAACCAGACCUCCACCCUCAACUACUCCCAGGCGCUCAUGAUGGGUUUGACUGGUGGUCAUUGCAACCUUCAGGACUCGCAGCAGCUGGGCUACAGUAGCCAUGGCAACAUCCCCAACAUCAUUCUCACAGUGAGCGGAGAGUCUCCCCCCAGCCUGCCCAAAGACCUCACUGGCUCGCUCUCCACAGAUGUCAGCUUCGACGUUGACUCCCAGUUCCCACUGGAUGAUCUGAAAAUCGACCCGCUGACGCUCGACGGCCUGCACAUGCUCAAUGAUCCGGACAUGGUCCUUGCUGACCCCGCCACAGAGGAUGCGUUCCGCCUCGACCGGCUCUAACCACCGCACCACAUGCUCAUGCACAGGUGUGUGAAUCCUGCUGCCCUGGGGGAAAACCAAGAGGAGCAGAUUUCUGGAGCACGCUGGUCGAGACCUCGUCUGGACAGAAUAUCGAUUCCACACCGACCGACCCAAUCAAAACCCAACAAGAGAGCUUUUAAAGAAACAUCAUAUAUUGAAAUGUUUUUGAAGACUGGAAACCUUGAAAACAGGAAAGAUGGUUCACGACUGAUGACACUCAAGUAUGGUAUGAAUGAUCUUCAUGGUUCUGUCACUACCUUUUGCAAAUGACACAUUCAGUUUUGAUUUAUUUAGAUGCUUAGUUUUUAUUCGAGGCAGCUUGAUGAAUAUAUCAUGAGGGCAGAAGGAGUCUGGUCUCUUAUUCUCCAUCAAUGACUGACUAAACCAAGUCUGCAGAGCAAACCCUUAACAAUCUAUCACACACCUGCUAACACAGAGUAGCUUGAUGAUUCAGAGGAAACACCUGACAGGUUUAACCUUCGUCUGUGCCAAGCUGGUUGCUCUGUGUAAUGCAUUCAGUUUGGAUAUUAAAGGGACAGUUAAACAUGAAAUCAAAAAUACAUAUUUUCCCUCUUACCUGUAUUGCAGUUUAUCAGCCUAGAUAGUUUCGGUGUGAGUUGCAGUGUUGGAGAUAUCGGGCAUAGAGACGUCUGCCUUCUCUUGAAUAUAAUGGAAUUAGAUGGCACUCGGCUUGUGGUGCUCGACUUCCAAAAAAAACCUCAACAGCAAUGUCUCUUUCCAGAAAUAAUGAGGCGGUUACUCAAGAUAAUCCACAGAUCUUGUUGUGAGCAGUUUCAUAUUCUAGCAAAAAAUACCCCUAUCACCAUGCAGAAGGAAGAGUGCAUCUACUCAUCACUCAAAAUGUACUUUUUGAAGAAGUUACAAGGGUGACGUAGUAGACUAAAAUGAUUCUGCUGUUUCUCUGCUCUUUUCUAAUCACACAUAGCGCUGAUCUUCUGUAUCUAUCUGUCUGCUUCUCGAUUUCUCGAUUAAUCGAUUAGUUGUUUGCUCUAUUAAAUGCCAGAAAAUGGGGGAAAAAAAGUUGAUCAGUGUUUCCCUCACCUCAAGAUGACAUCCUCAAAAGUCUUGUUUUGUCCACAACCCAAAGAUACUCAGUUUACUGACAUAGGGGAGUAAAGAAACCACAAAAUAUUUACAUUUAAGAAGCUUGAAUCAGAGAAAUUCUUUUCUUAAAAAUUCCUCACACUAAUUAAUAUAUUACAGAUUAGUUGGCGAUAAAUUUAAUAGUUGAAAACCUAUCGAUUAAUUGUUGAAGCUCAAGUUUGCUUGUCAGGCAGUGACACUAGGCUAUUACUUAAAUAAUCUAGAAAAGACAUUGCCAGAUUGGUGCUGCAGCAAUAGUUUUGACUCGCUGAGAAGUCGGCAGAGCUGCUGUGGAGCUCUGUGGUUUUUGCUUCCACCUCCUGUCUUAAGUCUUAAGUUGAACCUGGCGGCUCUGGGGAGUUCUGUUGUUGGCCUCGGAGCUCUGUGGCUGAUUCCCCAGCUUUGGGGUGCUUCUGACCGUUGUAUGAACCCUUCAUUCUUACCGAGAUACGCUCUCAGGUAAAACAGUAUUCAGUAGUACCGAUGAAUUCAGUCGGUACCCUUAAAAGUGCAGAGUUUGGUACCCAACCUUUGCAGUGAUACAGUUGGCAGGUGUAGUUUGGUAGAAAGAAAAUAGUUUGAGUUAUUUUGGUGCUUUGAGCACCACAAGCCGAGUGCCAUCUAGUUCCAAUUUAUUCAAAAGAAGGCAGACAUCUCUGCGGUCGAUAUCUCCAACACUCAGCAACUACCAUCAAGACAAUCUAGACUGAUAAAUAGCUCUACAGGUAAGAGGAGGAAUAUGUGUUUUUGGGGCUGAACUGUCCCUUCAGUUUAGCGCUGAUCCCUGUGUUUGUCACAGAAGUCAAAGUCAGGCCUGGUUUGAUGUUUCCCAAAUUUUCCUCUGAAGUCUUGAGCAAUGAUGAGUCAUUAUUUUGCCACCUAAGUUGUUUUCAGGAGAUGCUGAAUUCUGAAUAUCACCAUAGUAAAUAGCAGUCAUCAGUUAUGCAUGAAAUCACAAAUCACUGUGCAUACUUGUUUUGCCUUAAUAGCUUGACAUUUUGGUUUUCAUGCAAAGAUGACUAUAAUGUAAAUGAGGUAAAAAAAUAAUUGUCAAGUCAUUUUUACAGUUGUACAGGUGGUUUGGCCUACACAUAAUUCACAGUUGCAUUAGUGUAGUUGUACUUUUGAGGUGCGCUGAUCUUUAUCCAUUACUUUACCCAUCGUCACUACCAUAUCACCUCUCAUUUAUCAGUCAGUUCUCAAUGGCUAAAUGAGUUCUCUGUUAUGAAAUAGAUGUUUACAGGCUUGUUUCGUUUUAUAUUUUACAUGUACAGAAUGUGAUUAGAUUUUGCGUAAUGGUAUCUAUGCAAAACUACAGCGAUUGGUUUAGGACUGUAAAAUGAAACAGACAAAAUGAACCCUCAUAAAAAAAGGAAGCCAAUGUGCACGGUUCGUACAGAAUGCACAGCGAUGGUGCCAUGUUAUAUUUCUUUUGAUACUUUUUAAAACUCUUUACAUUUUCCUUUCAGACGUGUUCGGAGCAGAGAGGAAAGAAAAAAUGCUCAGUGCGUGUGUCAUACAGUAGAAACUCCUCGAUUUCUCCCAAAGAUGUGACCUCAGUGUAGUUGAAAUAUAUAUAUUUUUCCAGACAAUUGAACUGCCUCUAUACUAGAACAGCAUUGUUGAUGCAAUGAGAAUGUAUUUAGGUCACAUCUGUACAGUUGUGUCGUUGCCAUCUUGUCAUUUUCAUUGCCUCUCAUGUCUAGCCUUUAUGUACUGUAGGACCAAAUAUUUUUCACCUGUUAUUUUUUUUGAGAUGUGGCGUACUGUUUUAUGUUUUACAUGUGACUGUUUAUGUUUCCUCGGCACUACAGUGACACUGAAUAUCCUCGUCAUGCUCGUGUUGCCCUUUAUCGAUCACGCUUUGGUUCUGCUUUUUUAUGGCUUCAUUUGCUCUUAAAAAAAAUCUACUAUGUUUUGUUAGUGGGUGAUUCACUCAUUAACCUGUCCCAUCUCUCAUAUUGCACUUUAUGCAUUUAUUAACACUGAUUUAUGAGUUUAUAUCCCAACCUUCCCCCCGUGACUGUUAUGUGCACUGGACCUGUUUGCCCUGUCUUAAAUUAAACCUGCCUUCUUGUUAAAAAAAAAAAACAAAAAAAGAAAUAUGAAAAAAGCUAAAUUAAAUUAUAGUUAUUUUUUAAAAGUCAUAUACAGAUAAUCUAUUUAAAGGAGCUGUUUUUAAUCAGUGAGUAUUUUGUUAGCUGCCUACUGUUACACAGUUUUUCAUAAAUUUUGGAAAACAUUUGUAUUUGGAGACAGUGGUGAUCAGAGGUCAUGUUCCUGUGCUGCAGCUCUCUCUGCUACUGAUAGCAGAGAGAGAGAGAUAAACAGUAUAUGUUUUAUCAAUCACUGAUUACAAAAUUUAAACUUUAUUACUAAAAUAUAUAAAGAUACAGGUACAGUGUAGUGUAAUUUCUCAGAUGAGUAUAUGUGAAAUUUGCAUAUUAGCACAAUAUUGUGCCAGAUGGGAUCAACAAGUCCCUGAAAAGUAUAUUAUAGAAUUUAUAUUGUAAUUAAAUCCAGGUAUAAAUAUUAUUUAAAUGCCCAUAAAAUGAAUAUAAGUUCAUUUCUAGAACACUAUAUAGCAGAGGUGGGACCAAGUCAUUGUUUUGCACUCAAGUCACAAUUCAAACAGGCAGUGCCAUGUCCUAAACUUGGGUUUUGAAUUACACAAGUCAUAAUGCGCUCUUCAGCAAGUUAAAUGCCAUUUUAACAGAGUAAUAUAAAUAAAAUGGUUUUUAGAAUGUAUAUUCGUUUAAACAAGUUUGUUGGAUGUUGUUGCACCUAAAUCUGUAAUUUUUAUCUUGCAUGUUUUGCUUGCUGCAAGUUGUUUUUUGUUGAACAGAAUUAUCUUUGGAAUAAUUUUUUCCAACUGUCGUUGAGUAACAUAACAUUAGUUAUUCAUGUUUCUCUCCUGCAACUUGACUGGAGGUUGGCAGAUAGGUUCAAAGAAAGUGGGUCUCGGAAAUUAAGUGUGGACUUGCUGGGAAUGAUUAGCAUUAACUGAAUGUUAACCACUGUAUAUUACCGUAAAACUUCAUUUAAUAGCCCGGGCUAUUAUUUGCUUAAAUCACUGAAACCAACAGGCCUAUAUUUGGGACAGGCCUUUAAUUCCUUUCACACCAAACUAUUUAAAUUAGGCUUCAGAUAAUAUAUCAAUUAUGAAUCAUUCAUUUGAUCUAGCUCUGACAGAUAGUGUAUCAGAGAGAAAGGUACGGCACUCAAGGUUUACGGCACCAGGCAUACCAACACAACGCCACUUUAUCCUGUUAAAACAAUACUCACAACUCUGAUUUUUUGGAAAAAUCCUUUUGAUUCUUUUGAUCUGAGGACCCUUGUGGACUAAAGGAGUAUGAAUAACUUACAGGGUAAUCAAGGAAUGGACACAUAACUGGAGGUAGCCAACAAAUAAAAACUGCUUGGCUACCAGACCAGGCCUCUAUUUGAGACAGGCCUUCAUUUGUCAAAAUGUGUAGCCACGACGGGUUAGUAAAAGGGACUGGGCGUUUAAUCAAAGUUUUACGGUAAUUGAUUUGUGGCCCACUUUUGUCAAUAUCAUACUUUUUAAUCUUCAGGCUUGAGGGAAGUUAUCAAAUAUUUUCAAGGCAAAGGCUCCAAGUGAAGUUACGAGUCAUUGGUGUUAAAGAGUUGCAAGUCUUUUUUGAUUUUGUAAAGUGGAGUCUAAAGUCGUAAUGUGACUCAAGUCCACACCUCUGCUAUAUAGACGUUUCUCAUUAAUAUUCCGCACUAUGAAAAAGGCUAUUCUGUAGCUGCGACAUUAUUUCUGUUGAUGUGUGUCAAGGUCCUCCUGUGCCGACAUAUUCCACCAUUAUUCUCACGUGAUGUAAACCAAAAAUGUUCUGACAAAUGUGCAUCGAAUCAGUUGAAGAUUUCUUUCCCUUUUUUUAAAUACUCUAAUGUUUUGGAUGCAUCACAUUUCUGAAUUUUGAUGCAGUGUUUCUUGCUUUUUUCCCUACUUUAAUAAUGUUGUGACUGCAUGAAUAUCUGGACUUGUUUUCCCCUUUAAUGCUUGGGUUUUAUUUUCCUUUGAAGGGUGAAGUCUUUGUUUGUCCCAGUGAUUUGUUUUUCUCGUUUGGUAAUAUUGUCCUCUGUCUCUUUUUAAUUCAGCAUCAUGUGUAGGCUAAUGUAUCUGCUAAGUGAAGCCUAAAAGCAUCGGAAAUAUGGUAAUCAGCCUUUUAUGCACAUGUAGAAGCUGUUGUUUGGUACGUUGUUUUACACUGCAAUAUACGGUAUGUGCUUAUUUUCUGUGCAACACCCACAGACUUUAAUUACGUCAUGGUAAAUCUAGACUAGCUUUGUAUAUUGCUGUAUGGUAGGAACAAUGUUUUUCGUGCUUUAUGUGAUAUGAUGUCAAAGUGAGAAAAUGCACUGAGAAAUACUGUGCUGCAAUAUGUCAUUGUGGCUCUAUAUUCUCUGCUGGACCUCAGACUUUACAGUGAGCCUGACAUCUUCGUAGGUCCAUCUUUUGUUUUGGUAUUUCUUUGAACUUUUAUUUUGUGCUCAUGUAGAUAGCUCUGACUGAUGUGUCGCCUGUUACUGCCACCUUUUUAUGCAUCAACGUUCAGGUAUCCAUUGGUGUUGCACCAGUGUUUACAGAGACAAGAGUUUACAACAGAGCAAUGUUUGUUUUUCUCUCCAUAAAAAAUAUGUUUAUUAAAUACUGUAUCUGGAAUAACGAGCUACAUAUGAACCACUCGCAGUGUAGAAUAGCAAAAUGAUUUUGCUAUUUAGAUUCAAAGGAGCAGUGUGUAGAAUUUAGUGGUAUCUAAUGGUGAGAACUGCAGAAUGCAACCAGCUGAAACUUUUCAAGUAUGCCAAGCAUGGACUCUUGGUUAGAAUUCCUCCAGUGUUUAUUGUUCAGGAGGUUUUUAUCAUGAGCCAAAUUAUCCUCUGAGGUCUCUUCCUCUCCAAAACAAACAGAUUUGGUGAUUUAAACUGGUAAAAACACAGAAUAAAGCAGCUUCACCUUACAAAUGAGUGUUUAUCCAGUGUUGUUUGGCUUGUCGCAGACAUGCCCCUAGCCUAGCACCUGAUAAUGUGUGCUCACCUUUUUUCUGUGAUAACUUAAGAUCCAGAUGUUCUUUAGGUUUUCACCAGGAGCCGAAUUAUCCACAGAGGUCUCUUCCUCUCUUAAACAAACAGACCUGUUGAUUUAAACCACGAAAAACACUGAGAAAAAACAGCUUCACAUUACAAUUCAGUGUUUUUCCAAUGCUGUUUGGCUCAUCGUGGAGGGGUUGCUAACUACAGUGCCUGAUAUGAAAACACAAAAGGUCCUGUCGAGAGCAAAAGUUUAGUUUGUCCAUUCUGGGCUACUGUAGAAACAUGGCAGUGCAGUAUGGUGAUAUCUGUGGAUGAGGACUAACUCCCUAUGUAGAUAUUAACGGCUUAUUUUAACAUAACGAAAACACAAAGAUUCUUAUUUCCAGGUGAUUAUACUCUAAAGAAAACAUACUUAUUAUAUUAUAUUCCAUUACUGCCAAUAUAUCCUCCUAAAUCCUACACACUGGACCUUUAACAGUGAAUCAGUAGUGUAAUUUCAAUACUAUGACUAUAAUAUAUUCUGUUUCAUGAGAUUUUGAAGUUAUAUGAAUUAUAUUUCCUCUGGACUUCAUUCAUAUGCAUUUCUAGGCCCUGAAAGCACUUUUUUUUAAUUUAAUUUACAGACUUCAUUUUGCAGAAAUUCCCCUUCCUCUUUACUUGCUACAAGCAGCUACAUGCCAUCAGAUGUUUUUUUUUUAACAGAAUAGGUACUAUCUAGAUUUUAUUGAAUUUAGUUUUAUAGUAAAUCUGUCAUCAGCACUGAAUAUUCUUCUCUCCUCUAGUGUUAAAUCAACAGUUUGAACCAGAAAACCAAAGUUCAAAUUAGCCAUAAAUGAGGGAAUACUUGGACAUUUUAUCCUUCUUACUGUUGAGACACAUCCUCUCCCUUUGUUUUUCAAAAUACUGCAUCGGGGUACGAUUUGCUUCAUAUAUAUAUAAACUACGAACAUGUCAAUGCAUUGUUUACAUGGAACAUAAUUACAGAAAUUCUUGCAGCAUAACUUAAAAGAGAUGUGACUGACAUAUCCUAUUCACUACCUGGGGAAUCUCUUUUUCUGCAUGAUGCUGAAUUUCAAAAAUAUCUCAGAAAAUACCUUGACAUAGUGUAUUUUGCUUUAAAUUAAGUAUUUAGUUUGCCUUGUUUUAUAAAUCUGCUGUCAAGCACUAUUUUGUAGUGAAUAUUACUCUAUACAUCUUGUCUGAGAAAUAACAUAGACAUACAGUAAGAAAUAACAUAGCAGAUACAAAUACUGUACAGUCAGGCUAUACAUAUAUAUAUAUAUAUAUAUAGAUAUAUGUAGACACCACAUGUUAAAACACAAACUGAAUCAGGAAGAAGAAACGGAGUCAGUCGUGUACAGUCACUCAGUGGGUUACCCACAUCUAUGAAUCCUUUUGUGUGCAUUUUGAGGACAGCCCGCUGCUGGUUCAAGCCUCAUACAAUGGCAGCUAAAUUGUUAUACGAUGUAUUUUGUUUCUGAGUACUAUUCCAAACACUGCACAUGCAUUUUACUGCCGUGAAGGGGUGCACUAUGCUCCCAUAGUACACUCGCAGCAACAGGAAACAUUAUGCUCAUAGAAUAUGCAAAAUCUAGCAUUCUGCAGCACAGCUUGGCAAGUUUUUUGAGCUAACCCUUUAAAAAUUACUGGUUCAAACCUUGUUCUUCAAAUUGUGUGUUUUCUAUUUUAACUGUCGAAUCGGACCAAAAGAAUCCAAGUUGGCUGUAAAUGUGCGCUCUAUUAAAGAUGAAAUACGCUUCUGUUUGAACUGUACCUUAUGUAUUUUUCUCGUGUGAAGGCUUCUGUCUUUGUAUCUUUGCAUUAUUAUUUGUAAAUGAAAUGAAAAUAAAUAUAUCUGACAAAGCAAAGACGUGUCUGUCGUC